CAUUCGCCAACUCCAAGAACAUAUCCUCUUCCGUACCCCCCGCAGAAUGGCAAGCUAAUACCAAUAACGUCUUCCCUCUGUCUCACAGAGAGAGAGAGAGAGAGAGAGAGAGAGAGAGAUGGCUAUGGCUUGCUCUGGGCACAUGCCAGUAGAAGCAGCCAAGCCACAGCCCCGAACCCACUUUCUUGCUUGUGAUUCCCCUUCGAAUUCCCGCAAGAUUUUCGCUUCCAGUUUGCAUUUUCUCGGUAAAGAUCCCGCCCCAUGUCGUCGUUUCCAUGCGUCCCAUAUCAAGAACGCCCCUUUCGCGCGGCGUUCCAAACUCGCGGUAAGCAGAAGCGAUUCGAUUCGGGACUAUAGUCUUGAGGUCGUGAAAAGCUUUAUUCCCGAGCUGGUGGCAAUGGCCAAGCCCGACCCAUUGAAGAUAAUGUUAUCUGGAGCGCCCGCUUCGGGUAAAGGGACUCAGUGUGAGCUCAUCACUAAGAAAUACGGUUUGGUGCACAUUGCUGCUGGGGAUCUGUUACGGGCAGAAGUCGCAGCUGGGAGUGAAAAUGGGAAGCGAGCAAAGGAGUAUAUGGAGAAAGGGCAAUUGGUCCCUGACGAAAUAGUUGUAAUGAUGGUUAAGGAGCGGCUGUUGCAAUCAGAUUCCCUAGAAAAUGGUUGGCUUUUAGAUGGAUACCCCAGGAGCUUAUCCCAAGCCACAGCUCUGCAAGAAUUUGGGCUCCAGGCAGAUCUUUUCAUUCUUUUGGAAGUCCCUGAAGAGAUUCUUGUGGAAAGAGUUGUUGGCAGACGGUUAGAUCCUGUUACUGGUAGGAUAUAUCACUUGAAGUAUUCUCCUCCAGAGACUGAAGAGAUCGCUGCCAGAUUGACACGGAGGUUUGAUGAUACCGAAGAAAAGGUGAAGUUGCGGUUGCGCACUCAUCAUCAAAAUGUGGAAGCAGUGCUUUCAAUGUAUAAAGACAUAACAAUCAAGGUAAAUGGAGACGCUCCAAAGGAGAAUGUGUUUGCCCAAAUUGAUAAUGCUCUCUCGAAACUUCUUGAACAAGGGAAAGCUACUUCGGGAUCUCUUGCAGCAUAGUAGACGAAGAAUACUGAACAACUAUUGAGACAACUUUUUUGAACGGUUUUCCAUCACUGUUAUGAAAAAUGCGACGCUGAAGCUUGAAUUUGUCGGGCACUCACAAAGUUGAUGUUCCUCCUAGUGUAAUUUUUUGAAAAAAAGAAGUUUGGCCUAAAUGAUAUCAUUGGUCCAUACCGAUUACUUGAAGGGAAGCUUGUCAUUUAUGAUUUUAUAAUGGAAUAUGUAGGCCAAGGUGCCAGUCAAAUUCUAACCUACAUAGGGCUCGUUCCAUUGUUUGUAUGAUGUUGAGACUUCAGGUUAUGUCCACUCUUCACUAUCGACUGUGAAGUGUACUUAAGUUAUGAGUCAGAAAUUAGAAAUGCAGUUUGUUUUCUUCC
Syzygium oleosum is the source of this 1455-nucleotide messenger RNA. RefSeq names its product adenylate kinase, chloroplastic. The coding region runs from base 119 to 1075 and encodes 318 amino acids. The transcript is spliced from 7 exons. Gene Ontology annotation, cellular component: cytoplasm. Gene Ontology annotation, molecular function: nucleoside diphosphate kinase activity; ATP binding; AMP kinase activity. The record is from RefSeq and is a predicted model, not a curated record. Gene Ontology annotation, biological process: nucleoside triphosphate biosynthetic process. Lineage: Eukaryota; Viridiplantae; Streptophyta; Magnoliopsida; Myrtales; Myrtaceae.